Molecule: messenger RNA, 2307 nt
Organism: Pseudovirgaria hyperparasitica
Lineage: Eukaryota; Fungi; Ascomycota; Dothideomycetes; Acrospermales; Acrospermaceae
Product: Sec1-like protein
Exons: 4
Coding region: 83-2182 (699 amino acids)
Biological process (GO): vesicle-mediated transport; intracellular protein transport
Cellular component (GO): secretory granule; plasma membrane
Molecular function (GO): syntaxin binding
Source: RefSeq, a predicted model, not a curated record
UUGACGCUCUGAAAAAUGCGUCUCGUGGCGAAGUACGUAAAUGAGUAGACGAUAGCGAACACUAGAUCAGUCACUGACUGAAAUGUCCCAGUGGAAAGUCCUCGUACUGGAUCCGACGAGUAAGAAGCUUGUAUACAAUGCUGUGAGAGAGGAUGAUAUUCUGAAUCUUCAGAUUACUAACAUUGAGCUCAUUGAUGAAAAGAGGCCAAUGAACAAAGACAUGGAUGCCAUAUACAUCUUGACACCCGAAAGCUGGAUAGUGGAUUGUAUGAUGGCGGAUUUUGAAAGACACAGGUAUCGUAGUGCACACUUAAUAUGGACCUCUCUUCCACCACCCGCUCUUCGAGAACGCAUUGAUAGAUCUAGUACAGCCAGGGAACAGAUCAGGGUUUUUAAGGUCCUGGACGCGGAUUAUUUCCCACGGGAAUCUCACCUUGUCACCUUCCGCGACCCGUGGAGUUUUCCAAUACUCUUCCACCCGGCAUGUAACAACCUCGUUCGGGAGCAUUUAGAAAAAGCCGCCAGUCAGAUUGUAGCAGUAUGCGUAUCCCUGGGAGAAUAUCCAACGAUUCGCUACUACCGCCCCCGUACCGCAUCUCAUGAAGCAGGAGUAUUGUGUACUCAUCUCGCACGUAUGGUACAAGAGCAAAUAGAUAUGUACGCGCAGUACCACCCAGACUUCCCUCCGCAAUCAAACCGACCACGAGGAGCUUUGUUCAUAACCGAUCGCUCGAUGGAUCUUGUCGCGCCCUUUUUGCACGAGUUCACCUACCAGGCAAUGGCCCAUGACCUGCUCCAAAUUAAGGACGGGGACAAAGUAUCCUACAAGACGCUGAUCAACGAAGGACAACGUGAUGAGCAAGAGAAGGAGCAUGAUAUAGUGGAGUCCGACCGGAUAUGGGUAGAAAAUAGGCAUAGACACAUGAAGGACACCAUCGAGAAGCUUAUGGGGGAUUUUCAGAAGUUCAUGGAUGAGAAUCCACAAUUCACAAACAAAGACGGUGGGAACGCCACCUCGCUCAAUGCUAUCAAGGACAUGUUGGCUGGUUUACCGGAAUUUCAGUCUAUGAAAGAAGCAUAUUCACUGCAUUUGAGUAUGGCCCAAGAAUGCAUGAGCCUCUUUCAAAAGCAGAAACUGCCUGAUCUCGCGUCCGUGGAACAGUCACUCGCAACAGGUCUUGACGAAGACUAUCGAAAGCCGAAAAAUCUCGCGGAUCAGGUGGUCCGCACUCUCGAUGAAGAAAGCAUCAAGCACCCUGACCGUCUGCGCCUCAUCGCUCUGUAUCUACUAUACAAGGACGGCCUUCUCCCAGCCGAUCUCAUGAAGCUCUUGGCCCACGCGCAGCUGCCCCCACAGGACGGCGAGGUCUUACAUAGCCUCGAGCUACUAGGAGCUCGAGUAUCAAGGCCGCUAAAGGACACGAAGAGUGCCCCCAUUCCCCUGUUCCCGCGUAAACCCAACGGAGCAAACAAUCCCAAUCAAGAAGAAUAUGCACUCUCUCGGUUCACGCCUGCUCUCAAAUAUCUCCUUGAAGAUCACGUUCGUGGUGGACUUGAUCAGUUAACAUUCCCCUUCACUAAACCACAAGUAGAUGCGGCAGAAACGGCUGCGCUUGCCCAAGAGUCUGCCCAAGCUGCAUCAUCACUUCGAUCCGCAAAACCUACUUGGGCCAAGUCCAGACUAUCCUCUGUCGAACCCAGGCAACGCAUUAUUGUCUUUGUUGCAGGGGGUGCUACGUAUUCGGAAUCGCGCGCGUGUUACGAAGUGUCGCGGGCUACUUCGCGGGACGUCUUUUUAGUGACUUCCCACAUGCUAACACCGGGUCUCUUUAUGCGCCAGCUUGGGGAUCUUGGUGUUGACAAACGUCGGCUUGGUAUACCAGCGGAGCAACCGAAGCGCAAGGCGCCAGCGCAUCUUUUUGAACCGGAAGCACAAGCUAAACCUAUCGUAUCAGCUGGGGCGCAGCGUCCUGGUGGUCUUCCGAGCGGACCAGCGCCCCCGACUGCUGCCAUGGGUAAAAUCUCGCUCAGUGCCGGGGCUCCCCAAGGACGUUCUGCAGCAAAUGGUACGCCGUCUGCUGCUCUAGCUGCUGCCCAGCAAGCAUCCAGCGGAAAGAUUUCUGGGAAGGAGAAGGAUCCAGACAAGAAGAAGAGACAUCACUUCUUUGGCUCCAGAAAGUGAAAGAUCGCCUAUAAACUACUUAUUUCCGCCAUAUAUUCAGCAUUGUAUCGGAGCGCACGGAGUCUUGGAGCAUAAAUACUCGGUACAAUCAGAAGGCGUUCAGUAAUCUGCCAUAACGGCGAAUG